UUCAGCCUGGGACUGGGGCUUCUCCCUCCCUUUACCUGAUGAUUUCCUGCUAGGAAGCUGGGUAGCUAUUGCCAGGUCCUGUGACAUCAAUUCCCCUACAAGGCUAUCCAGCUUCAUCUGCAAUGUGAUACCCCAGCCUGCACCACAUUAUGAUGACACAGCUACCAGAGGUCUCAUGGAAAUAUAGAACAGGCCCUGGAAGGAGAGCCAGAAUAUGAAGCCCUUAUUUGCACUGGUCCAUUUAUAAGAUUGGAAAUAUCUGCUAUAUCAAGUCAUCCGUCUGGAUGUGGAGGUCUUUUGAGAGAGAGGAUAUUCAGCAUUGAUAAACGGAUUUGCGGAUUUGCAUGGGGUAAAAACAGAGGCAAAAAUAAACUUCUGAAAUUGAAUCUCAGCACUUGAAUGAUGGCUCCUCAGCUGUAUACACAUGCUUUCAAUAUCUCUCCAGUAGAGAAUAGGAGAUUGUGUAUAAAUGGAACACCAUGGAUUUGGCAUCUCUUGGAAGAAUGUGUAGAAAAUGCGUGGGAGUACUGGAGUGUUGUCAUAGGACUGAUUUCCAUUGUCUGUUUUCUGUUUGCUGCACUACCUCAAAUUUAUGUUGCUUAUCAGAAUGGAAAAGUGGACCAAGCACUCUCUCUGGGCUUUUUGCUGUGUUGGAUUGGUGGGGACCUUACAAAUUUCAUAGGCUGUUAUUUAACAAAUCAACUGCCAAUUCAGCUCGUCACUGCCAUCUUUUAUGUUAACAUGGACAUAAUUGUGAUCUCACAGUUUGCCUACUAUAAGCUCAAGAAUCAGAAGACGACAAAAUGUAUGAGUUUUCAGAGGGGUCUAAAUGGAGGCAGCAUAAACCUGAAGAAUUUCUGUGUAACCUGGGUCUUGAUGUGUAUAACAUUGUGUGUAAUUUUACCCAGUCAGCUACUGCUACGAAACCAAGACCAGAGUACUGUGCUGGAAGCUAGCAAGAACACUCUUGGUAUGAUCGAAAUGUCAGGCUUCAUUUGUGGCUAUGUAUCUUGCAUGUUUUACUUGGGAUCUAGAUUUCCCCAGCUGUAUAAAAACUUCCAAAGAAGAUCCACGGAAGGCACAUCUUACCUGCUGUUUGCAUUAGCCAUGAUGGGAAACUGUACUUAUGGACUGAGCCUUGUUUUAAAGAUGCCUGCAGCUGAAUCUCUCAGAAACCUCUACUUUUUACACCAUCUUCCAUGGCUCAUUGGGAGCUUUGGAGUUCUGUUUCUAGAUAUUUUUAUGACGGCACAAUUUAUUAUGUAUCGCAAGCAGAACAAGAGAAGACCCAGUUUAGUGGCAUUGGAAGUGGAACCCUUACUUGUGAACGAAGAGGAUUCAUAACAUUUCUGUCUCUAUAUACUAUUAUUUUUUUUCAAUAAAGUUUACAUUUGGAGAACUUGAAGUUUUUUCACAG
Molecule: messenger RNA, 1417 nt
Organism: Emys orbicularis (European pond turtle)
Lineage: Eukaryota; Metazoa; Chordata; Testudines; Emydidae
Product: lysosomal amino acid transporter 1 homolog
Exons: 11
Coding region: 400-1344 (314 amino acids)
Cellular component (GO): lysosomal membrane
Molecular function (GO): L-lysine transmembrane transporter activity
Source: RefSeq, a predicted model, not a curated record